AUGACAAUCGAGGGUAUGUUAAAGAGAGAAAUAAAAACAGUACCGGACUUCUAACUCAUUUUUUUUACAAGAACAAGAUUAGAAACACUUCUACACAUUUGGCAGCAGAUUUCCCAUGCUGUUCAAGAAUGUCACCAAGUCACUUUGCACUUGCACAAGAACGGAAGCUCGUCAAAGUCCGCUAUAUACAAGUCCAUAUCCCAUGCUGAGUCCGAGUUGCAGCACUUUGCGUCUUUGCUCAAAUUGACCAAAAUUUUAAUCGAGCACUUGCAAACCGCGGGCAAGCAAACCACGGUGAGGGACAUCUAUUACCGUGAUGUUGAAUUGUUCAACAAGUCGCAGCCAAAGUGCAAACUGUUGCUCACCGAGAUUGUCAAUUCGUUGAGUUGGUCCUUAACAAGGCAUUUGAACAUCCAUCCAACUCAAAAGGGUUUGUUCUUCGGCUACAAUAUUUUCAAAACAAUGAUCAAAGAGCCGGUCUUGAUACCAAUUGAGUAUGAAGAUAAUUUUGCCAACCAGCUUUGCAUCAACCGUGACUCCAAGUUGGUAUUGGUAAUUUUGGAAAAAGAUGCAGUUUUUGAAUCCUUUUGCAAAUAUUUGUUGCAAAAAAAUACUGACAAAAUUCCAGCUCAAAUUUUGUUAGUCACGGGCAAAGGGUUUGCUGAUUCGUUGACACUUCGAUUCAUCAAAUGGUUUCUCACGUUGUACCCAAGUUGCAAAUGUAUCGGGUUCUUCGACUCCGAUGCUUAUGGGCUCAAUAUCUUUAACCAGUUUGAGACUAAAAUAGAGAAUCUGAUGAAAUUUGGAGGUGCUUACAUGUUCAAAUCGGAGCCAAUAACCUGGCUCAAUAUCCCACGCAGAGAUUUGUCUGUAUUGGUUGCAUCUUCAACGAAAUUUGUGAAUUCACACCCUGAAUGCCAUCGGGAACUAACCCGAGGUGCAUUUUUGAUGAAAAAAGCUGAGAUGAAUAUUGCUCCUGGGGAUUACAACGAGUGCCUCGUAAAAGAGUUGAACAAGUUCCUCACUUGA
Lodderomyces beijingensis is the source of this 1029-nucleotide messenger RNA. NCBI's taxonomy places the organism in Eukaryota, Fungi, Ascomycota, Pichiomycetes, Serinales, Debaryomycetaceae. The record is from the annotation of a GenBank genome assembly.